This is a messenger RNA of Talaromyces stipitatus ATCC 10500, 1473 nucleotides long. RefSeq lists its product as uncharacterized. The coding region runs from base 22 to 1473 and encodes 483 amino acids. The transcript is spliced from 2 exons. The record is from RefSeq and is a predicted model, not a curated record. NCBI's taxonomy places the organism in Eukaryota, Fungi, Ascomycota, Eurotiomycetes, Eurotiales, Trichocomaceae.
UACUACAUACUAUCCUACAAAAUGACAGAACAAGCAUCGUUUCAGUCCGGCGCCAACCUCAACUCUCUCGGACCAGCAAAUCUACGCCAACGACCACUCGGACGAGCAACCACAUUCUCAGAGGCUACUACAACCCCGUCAAAAUUCAACAGACGCAACUCGGCAAUCUCAGACACCGUUUCUGAAGCGCGGCAAUCAAUUCGCGAUUCAACUGAUGAGCUACUGUUCCCGCGUGCCAAAGCCACAGUGAGCCCUCGAUUGGCAGAAGCGCAUCAUGAUUCUCAUUGGCAAUCUGCGCCGUUAGCGUUGGCUUUGUUGCCGGCUGUGGGGGGGUUGUUUUUCAAUAACGGGAGUGCGUUUGUGACGGAUGCGACGUUGUUGAUUUUGGCGGCUGUGUUUUUGAAUUGGUCUGUCAGAUUACCGUGGAAUUGGUAUCGUUCGGCCCAAGAGAUUCGUCGACCGCUUCCGGACACCUUGCAUGGCGACGAUGGGACAAUCGUCGAGGAAGACGAUGGAGAAAGAGAUGAAGGCGACAAAACGACAAAAAAAUCAACAGAGCGAAGGAGUAUAGAACAGGCCAACCAAUCAGCUAUCAAAGAGCUCCAUAUCCAUGAACUCGCAGCUCUGAUAUCCUGUUUCGUAUUUCCAUUGAUCGGCGCAUGGCUACUACACGGUAUUAGAGGAGCGUUAUCACGCCCAUCAGAGGGUCUGGUCUCGAAUUACAAUCUGACUAUAUUCCUUCUUGCGGCUGAGAUACGUCCCUUUGCGCAUUUGUUGCAAAUGGUGCAGGGUCGUACACUUUAUCUACAGCGCGUGGUGGCCGAAGCAGCGGAUGAAGAAGAUGAAGAUAGAGAGAUUGAUCACAACAAGAUCUUAGAUCUUGCUGCGCGCUUGGAAGAUUUGGAGGCGUAUGUAGCGGAUAACGCCGCGACGAAAAAAGGCUCAAACUCGAACUCAAAACAAGCCACGACAGGGGAAACUUUAAAACCAGAGCUUCUAUCACAAAUUAUAAACGAAGUCCGACAUAGCAUUCAACCAGAAAUGGACGCUCUUAACCGCGCAAUACGUCGCUACGAGAAAAAAACGGCUCUAAUGGCCUUUCAAACAGAGACACGAAUGAACCAGAUCGAAGCUCAAGUCGGGGAUGCAAUUGCCCUUGCAGCUGCAGCUCAAAGAUCAGCUGCGGACAACCGUCAGAGUUUUGUGUUUGCCCUGCUUGAUUGGAUGGCUGCUGUGGUAGUUGUGCCGGUUAGAGUGUUGAUGCAGCUUUUUUCGUUACCUGGGAAGAUGGCCUCGUUUUGUGUGCAGGAGGCCACUCUUCUUGUUUUGGGUGGUGGGAAACGGAGGCUUACUAAGAUCAACAAGGGCAAGCAGAUGCAGAAGCCGUCGACAAUGACUGAGAAGCGGUAUUUAGGUGGCUCUUCGCAAAGUGCUGUGGUUUCAGGGAUUCGGCCUGUGAAGAAGGAGACAUAA